Molecule: messenger RNA, 3337 nt
Organism: Vanessa tameamea
Lineage: Eukaryota; Metazoa; Arthropoda; Insecta; Lepidoptera; Nymphalidae
Product: endoplasmic reticulum metallopeptidase 1-like
Exons: 19
Coding region: 167-2845 (892 amino acids)
Biological process (GO): proteolysis
Molecular function (GO): metalloexopeptidase activity
Source: RefSeq, a predicted model, not a curated record
AAUUAUUACGGUCUUCGAAGUAAAUAACUAAAUAGUGAUAUUUAAUUCUACAAGCGAUAUCUAACAAAGGAGUGUAACAAGAUUCAAGUAAUAAUUAUUUUUAGUAAUACCUUUUUAAUGUGUUACCUACCGGUGUCCGGUAUCAUCAAAACAUUUUUCUAAAGAAAUGUCAUCCAAGAACCGGCAAACUUUUGCUGGUCUUCCAACCAUCGAGGGGAAUGAUCAUGAGGAAAAAUCUUCACAAAGGGUUGCUGGCCCAUAUAUAUUAUUAUUUUUUGGUUUCUACUUGCUUCUUACAUAUAUAGUUAUAGUUAUUGAAGAUGCUAUGCCAACAGUUAUCCGUGAAAGAGACAUUGCAGAUGAUGAUUCGAAUACAUUUAGCGAAGAAACCGCAAAGGUUUACCUCAAUCGCAUACUCGGAGGCCAGCCCAGGGUCGCAGGGACAUUGUUUCACUUGAUUAAAACUAGUGAUAUGAAAGAUCUCGUUGAUGAAAUUGCUAACAAAGCAAACAUACCCGUGAGAACUGAUUGGCAGUUUGUUUCUGGUGAUUACUGGUUAGCAUCCAGCUCCCCCCAUGUGAACUGUUACCAGAACGUUUCGAACGUCAUAGCGGUGUUGGAAGGUGAGAGCGGUUUCCAUCCCAACGGUACCAUCGGGACAUCGUUGUUGGUCAACUGUCAUUACGACUCGGUACCCUUUGCUAUUGGUGCGUCGGACAAUGGCGUGUUCUGCGCCGCGAUGGCGGAAACUUUGUCCAAGUUAUCUCGGAGGAAGCAAAAACUGAAACAUAACAUAAUCUUUCUCUUCAACGGCGCUGAAGAGAGUGCCCUCAUGGGGAGUCACGGGUUCCUCAGUCACCCGUGGGCGAAGGGCGUUACGAACGUUGUCAAUUUAGAUUCAGCCGGAAUGAACGGAAAGCCGAGCGUUUUCCAGGUAACGGAUCCGAGGGUGCUGAUGGCGUACAAGAGGACUUGCUCGAGACCGAACGCGCAAGGCUUGGGGGAGGUUUUGUUCGCUUCGGGGGUCAUACCCUCAGAUACUGACUUCAGGAUUUUCAGAGAUUUCGGGAACAUACAUGGUAUCGACAUAGCUUUCAUAAAGGGCGGUAACGUCUACCACACCCGCAACGACAGGCCGGAGCUUAUACAGGAUGGAGUCAUCCAGAACGCUGGCAACAUGCUGCUGAGCCUCGUGCGGGAACUGGCUGACAGCGAGGAGUUGGAGAAUAAGGAGUCGAAAUCCACUGUGGUCUACUACGACUAUAUGGGACUGUUCAUGGUGACGUACUCCACGACUACCGCCCUCGUCGCAGACGUACUCGUCGGUCUGCUGGGUCUCUCCAGUGUGGUGUACUUCCUGUGGCUGUUUGGAUUCCGACGAUCUUCUGUAAUAGAACUACUGUGGUCGGCCGUCGGUCGAAUAGUGUGUGUGCUAUUCGGCCUCGCGGUGGUCGCUCUGAAUACCGUCGUGAUGGUCGCCACAACCACGCAGAUGAGAUAUCUCUCCGAGCAGUGGUUGGUGGUACCGCUCUACAUAGGACCGUUUGUUAUAGCGAUGACCGCCGCAUCACACGCCUUCGACUCUUGGAGAGCAGGGAAGCGCAGCGCCAGUCGCGCCGCCCGCGCGGCGCGCGCGCAGGCGGCGGCCCGCGCGCUGCAGGCGGCCGCGCUGCUGCUGCUGUGCGCGCUGCCGCGGCUGGCCGGCGUGCGGUACGCGGUCGCCGCGCCGCUGCUGCCCGCGGCGCUCGCCGGCCUCGUGUCGCUGACGGCCGUCCGAUACCGGAGGUUGACGGGCUGGCGGCACCUGGUGCUCGAGGUGGUCCUGCUGCUGCCGGCGAGCGCGAUGUGCGUGUCGCUGGCGGCCCGCCUGCUGCCGCUGCUGGUGCCCAUCAUGGGCCGCUCGGGCUCCGACGCCCCCGACUACACGGUGGCGGCCGUCACCGCGGUGCUCGCCUCGCUGGCCGUGGCCCCUGUCUCGGGAGUGGAGCUGCUGUUCGGCGGUCGCGUGUGUGCGUCGCUGCUGUUUGCGAGUUCGCUGUGCGUGUGUGCGGCAUUCGCGCCGCUCAGCCCGUACCGCGGACACACGACGCAGAGACAUUUCUGGUAUCACUCACAAAUAACAACGUACGAUGCGAAUCUAACGGCCGUAGAGAACGUGACGGGCGUCCUCGUCAGCAAACUAGACGCGAACUCCGUGCAGUCGGCGCUGACAGCGCUCCGAGAGAGCCCCCUGUACGGGGCCCGCGGGGGGGCGGGGCCGGACCGGCCCGGGGACACUUUUGAGAUCACCGACAGCGAUUUGACUGUGUAUUCGACGGAUAAAUGUGAAAAAUAUAUUUAUUGCAAUUUGCCGCUCUACAAGCCGCGGUUCGACAGAUUUAUGAAAGGCAGUUUAUUCAUAAACAUGGGCCCGCCCGCGGAGUACGAACAUUCUUUGACGUUGGCGAACAGGUCCUGCGACGCCGACGGCUGCGCGUUGAGCUUCAUUAUGCGCGGCCCCGCCUACAACACGGUGAGCGUGUGGCCGCGGCCCGCCACGCCGCUGCGCGGCUGGUCGCUGGGCUCCCCCCUGCGGGCGACGAUGUCGCACGAGGGCCGGCCGCUGUUCGUCAUCACACACUCCACGUCCACCUACAGCGAGGUGUUCCAGCCUCUGGAGUUCACUUUGACGUUCUCGGUUCCGCGGGACUUACAGUCAGACAUCCUCGCGGACAUCUCCCACCACGCCCACAGAGUGUAUCACCCGCAAUACUUCACCACAGAUUACAAAAAGUUGCUCGGCGUUAUGCCGGAAUAUUUUAAUAUUGCGACAUAUUUAUCUUUUAGGACCAACUAUGUAUUUUAAUAUUACUACAGAGUUCAUUUCAAUAGAUAAUCUAUUUGGGUUUUAGAAAUUAAAAAUGGACGUAGCAACGAUUAUUUCACUUUACAUAAUUUGUACUUAUAAAAAUAAAUAUUAAACACAUUAAGUUUUCAUGGGCUUUUUCGCUCUUAAAUUAAUGCUGUAUUCGGUGGGGAAGGGAAAUUUCGACAGAAACCUGUAAGGGUCGAAUGAAAAUUGGCCACAUGUGUAUAACAACCCCACUGUGACCAAGCAGUGACCAGCAGAAAGACAUUGAUGGGUUGUGAUUAUAAUAGUUAUUAUAAGACUAGAUCAUAAGUAGGAUUUUUGUUUCAAUUAUAUAUUUAAAUUGAAAUUUUUGUUUGUGUUUUGAUCUCUACAUUUUUUAUUUGUCCAACUAAAUAUAACUCUAGAACAACUGAUAAGAGCUUUAAACAAAUAUUUGAUUUAUUGUAUAGAAUAACCACACUUAAAAGUUAUAUACGAAACUGUCCA